CUGCAGAAUACGCCGAUGGCGACGACGUUUCUCGGAGUCCAGCUUAUAAGGAAGAAGGUUAUGCAGAUGUUUGUGAAUGAUACGCAUUUAUUCAGUGACGUGCGCACAUUAAUACUUCAGGUUCACAACGGCCGCACACUUGAGGCCCAAAGAAGAGUGUGAAGUUGUGCUCAUGACUCACACAGAUCCUACAGCUCAUGCACCCAGCUACGCUGGAGCGAUAGAGUUGAGGGGUUUGCUCCUCCAAGAGAACUUCAACCGCACCGUCCUGUACUCGGAGAGCAUGGGAGUCUUGGUUUUCAAACCCAAGAAAGACAAAGACAUUUCCUCCACAAUUUACGCUGAGUGUGAAAGUCGCUUCAUGACAUCGUACGCACUUCUUUGCUACUGGGAUUCCCUGAAGGCCGAUGUCAGCAGAGGAGUAAGGGAUAAUACCACCACCGCCGACUUCAGCACUACGACCGGCAACUACUUUGCUACAUUUAAUGAAGAGUUGUCAAAGUGGGAUGAUCUCUAUGAACGGUCAGAUGGUGUGGCCAUCUUUAACGUUGAACUGGACGAGACCAGAGGCUGUGGCGGGUUUGAAGACUACGGGCGAUUACACAAGCUGGCCCGAACGGUUCAGAUUGGCUUAACCGGCUUCAGUGUUGUAGUCCCAGAGACUUUGACACCUUGUGCAGGUUUCGUCUACAGCAAGCGCCGCCGUUGCUAGCAGCCAGCAGUUCAAGGUGUUGCAGACACCGGAAGCACCGCUAUCUUUCUGUUUUGUAUGAAAGCUUGGAUAUCACUUGUAGCGUGUAUAUAUUUUCCUCUCCACAAAGUAAUUUCAACGUUUAUCCGCCUUUUUUCAAUACAUUAUAAAAAGAGCGUUCUCUUUAUGUACGUGUAAUUAUUUUAUCAAAGGCAGGGUGGCGCGAUUGUGCAGAAAAUUGCUAAAGACAGGAUAAAGACAACAAGCAGCACUAG
Dermacentor silvarum is the source of this 966-nucleotide messenger RNA. RefSeq lists its product as uncharacterized. NCBI's taxonomy places the organism in Eukaryota, Metazoa, Arthropoda, Arachnida, Ixodida, Ixodidae. The record is from RefSeq and is a predicted model, not a curated record. The coding region runs from base 173 to 712 and encodes 179 amino acids. The transcript has 4 exons.